Molecule: messenger RNA, 1197 nt
Organism: Anopheles marshallii
Lineage: Eukaryota; Metazoa; Arthropoda; Insecta; Diptera; Culicidae
Exons: 5
Coding region: 1-1197 (398 amino acids)
Biological process (GO): sensory perception of taste
Cellular component (GO): membrane; dendrite; neuronal cell body
Source: RefSeq, a predicted model, not a curated record
AUGAAAGUGAAGACUGGACAUCAGGAGCUGUUAAGAUCGUUGUGGCGCUUCCCAAAGCGGGACGUCUUCGACUGUGUGCCGUUGCAUUAUCUCAUACUGAAGCUGAGCGGUAUGGGCUGCAUAACACCGCUGGCUGGUGUUCGCAACGGGUCCACCAUAACGACGUUCGUGGAUAUUGGACUAUUUGCGUUUAACCUGAUGCUGGCCGUGAGCAUGAUGGUUUACGGGACGUUUGUAACGCAGCGUCACUUGCAGUCACCCAUCAUGUUCAUCGGGUUGAAGCUGGUCAAUUUCACCUGUUACGCGUCAACCAUUUACGGGUUGAUCAGCUGCUUCAUAAAUCGGCACGAGAUCUGGAAAUUCUACAACGAAGCGCACGCCGUGGAUGUAAUGCUGGAGGAGCUCGGCGAACGUACCAACUUCAGCCGCAGCUUUGUACUGUUCGUGGCUUACUAUGGAGCGGUCAUGGGAACUUGCUGCCUGGUGAUCGUAGUAAUGUAUCGAGAAAAUGUUCCCUGGAUGUUGCUGCUGAAUCUGGGCUAUUCGUACUUUUGCCUCUCAACGUUCCACAUCGUCAGUCUAACGUGUCUGGACGUGGUUUGGAUGCGGAACAUGCGUUUAAACCGGGUAUUUCGCAAACAAUUCUCGCUCGCGGAUAGCGUUGUCGAUGCACCAACGCUGACUGUCUACGAUACCAAGCAGAUGGCGGUGCUGCGCCGCGUAAUGCAAAUAUUUGAUCACAUUAGUGACCUAGCGGAUAAGGGUAGCUUCUACUAUGGCAUACAGAUUAUGGUUAGCGUUGCGGGUUCGUUCGUGUAUUUGCUGUUCUACACAUUUGCCUUCACGCUGGUCAUCCGUUCCGUGCUGCCGUUCGAGAGUGUGUUCAACAUGGGUCCAAUCAUUUCGUAUCUGAUGUUUGCGUACAACGUUUUUAUUGUGGCUUGUUUCGGCAAUGCGUUAAAGCAGCAGGGUAAAAUUACAUCCCAACUGAUCGACAAGGCUAUCAAUUCGACGAAUAAUGCAGAAUUAAUUGAGAUGUUGCGAAUGUUUUUGAUGCAGCUGGGCCAUCGAUCACCGUUGAUAACAUGCGGACUUUUUCCAUUCGACUGGACGCUGAUUUUUUCGAUCUUAUCCACCGCGGCCACUUAUAUCAUCAUUUUGCUGCAAUUUGAAAGUGCUGGAAGUUCAGCGGCCUAA